Nerophis lumbriciformis (worm pipefish) is the source of this 1827-nucleotide messenger RNA. Lineage: Eukaryota; Metazoa; Chordata; Actinopteri; Syngnathiformes; Syngnathidae. The record is from RefSeq and is a predicted model, not a curated record.
AUGGAGAAUCCCGUCUUACAGACACAAGCGUCCACCCUGCCGUUUUUUGACGCAGCCCACGCCUUCAACCUGCUACGAGGAAUACACGAACUCCGCGCAGAGCGGAAAUUUUUUGAUGUGACUUUAUGCGCAGAAGGCCGCGAGUUCCACUGCCACCGCACGGUGUUGGCUGCCGCAAGCACUUACUUCCGGGCUAUGUUCGCCGGGAAACUCCGGGAAAGCAUCAUGGAUCGUGUAGUUUUGCACGAGGUUUCGGCCGAGCUUUUGGGACUACUGGUAGACUUCUGCUACACAGGACGCGUCACGGUCACACAAGACAACGUGGAUCUUCUGCUGAAAACGGCAGAUCUGUUUCAGUUCCCGUCAGUCAAAGAGGCUUGCUGCGCUUUUCUCGAACAGCGUCUGGAUGUUUCCAACUGCUUAGAAAUCCAAGACUUUGCAGAGGCUUACGCUUGUCGAGAGCUGGCAGCUAGUGCCCGUCGCUUCAUCCUAAAAAACUUGAUGGAUCUUGCUAAAGGGACAGACUUUGAACGGUUGCCUUGGAAGCGCCUUCUUGAGUUUGUGUCUGAUGAUGAGCUGUGCGUAGACAAAGAGGAGACAGUUUACCAGAUCGCAGUGCGCUGGGUGAAGGCUGACCUCCAGCGAAGAAUGCAUUACUGGCCCGAGCUACUACAGCAGGUCCGACUCCCAUUUGUCAGGAGGUUCUUCCUCUUGGCUCAUGUUGAGAGCGACCCACUCGUAUACCUUUCACCUACCUGCCUCCGCAUGGUGAACGAGGCCCGUAGCUUCCAGUCCUGCGAGUACGACCGUCACGACAGACCCUGCCGUCGCAUGCGCCCACGGCCUUCCACCGGACUGGCCGAGAUCCUAGUAGUGGUUGGAGGUUGCGACCAGGACUGUGAUGAGCUGGUCACUGUUGACUGUUUCAACCCACAGACGGGCCAGUGGCGCUACCUGGCCGAGUUUCCGGACCACCUCGGAGGGGGCUACAGCAUAGCUGCCCUCGGGAAUGAUAUGUAUGUCACUGGUGGCUCUGAUGGAUCUCGCCUGUACGAUAGUGUUUGGCGCUACAAAUCGAGUGUCAACGAAUGGACAGAGGUGUCACCCAUGCUGAAGGCGCGCGAGUACCACAGCUCAUGCGUGUUGAAAGGUCAGUUGUACGUGGUGGCGUCUGAAAGCACCGAACGCUAUGACCACACGCUGGACUGCUGGGAGUCCUUGCCGCCUAUGCCGCACGCUAUGGAUAACUGCUGCACCACUACAUGCAACGAUCGCCUGUACGCCAUCGGCUGUCUAGCUGAAGAAGACGCCAUGGCUGUUCAGUGUUAUGAGCCAGACAGCGAAAGAUGGUCCAUGGUUAACUGCGGACAGUUGUCGUGGGCAUACACCCCUAAAACGGUCACUCUCAAUGGGCUCAUCUUCUUUGUUAGGGAUGACUCGACAGAGGUCGACGUUUACGACCCUCAGAAGAACCAGUGGGAUAAGAUUAGUCCAAUGAAUCAGGUACAUGUAGGAGGCAGCGUAGCAGCGCUAGGUGGAAAACUCUUUGUAUCCGGUGGUUACGAUAACACAUUUGAGCUGUCAGACGUCGUGGAAGCGUACGACCCGGCCACUCGCGUCUGGUCCGUCGCGGGUCGGCUGCCUCAGCCCACUUUCUGGCACGGCAGCGUAAGCAUUUUCCGACAGUUCAUGCCUCUGGUGUCUAAUGUUUUUGAGCCCAUAAGCGCCCCGGAUGCCAAUGCCAUCCACCUGCACCGGCACCAGCGCCACCAGGCCCUACAGAACUUGAAUAAUGAUGUCAACCAGGACAUGAACGUGGCCCACUGA